CAGUACUCGCUGUGGGGAACAGCUUCAGACGGGCGCAACGUGAGGCACGACAUCGAGUGCACCCACGCCCCGCCACCUCGCUGCUCAAAGUGCACAACGCUCACGCACUGCGCGCCGGUAGCCCCAGUCAACUGCACACCGCGCGCCAGACAGCUGCACACCGCGCGCCAGACAGCUGCACACCGCGCGCCCUGACGUACCGCCCCGACGUACCGCCCCAGCGCUCCUCACACCCGGCGCAGCGACAUGCCGCCGUCGACCUGACACCACCAUGGCCGUCGGUGACUUCCUGAGUCGAGAGACGGACGCCUUCGUGCUGCCCGACAAGGCCUACUAUCCCACCAAGAUCCCCAUCGCACACUAUCAGCUGCGGCACUUCAUCAGCUCGCCCGAGCAGGACCUCGUCUACUACGCCAGCGGCUGCGACGUCUUCUGCCUCAACGCCGCCACCCAGACCCAGGCCCACGUCACCACCCUGCCCUUCGAGGCCCGCUGCACCGCCUCGGCCUACGGCUUCGUGUGCGUGGGCGGCGCCGACCACGGCAACUUUGCCGCCAUCAGCGUCGCCGGCUUCCCCCCGCUCGACGACCCCGUCAGCGCUGCCGUCGAUGCGUCGCUGCCGCUCGACCUAGCCCGCCGCCUCGCCCGCCCGCCGCUGCUGACCACCGCCCGCCGCGUGCAGCUCGAGAAGAUUGGCGAGGACAUUGUCAACUCCAUCUCCAUACACAAGCUGCCGGCCGCCACCGCAGACGCCCGCGACGAUGUCGUCGCCGUGCUCACCAACAACGACAAGUCGGUGCGCAUCUACUCGCUGCUGGACAGCCUCGAGCUGUGCUGCAUCGACCUGCCCAUUGCCAUGAACCACGCCACCAUAUCGCCUGACGGCAGCUUCCUCAUCGCCGUCGGCGACCAGCAGACCGGCUUCUUCUUCGAGCGCCAGCUCCCGGGGCCCGCGCGGCCCAGCGGCUGGAAGGAACCGAGCGAUCGGAUCAACUCGGUCCCGCCCGAGUGGAAGCUGUUCGAGGAAGUGGCCCUGUACAUACCGUCCAGCCAGUGCGCCGAAGGCUACUUCACAACCGCAUGGUCACCCUCGGGCCGUCUCUGCGCCGUGGGCUCCGAGUGCGGCUACAUCACCGUCUUCGAUGUCGAUUACCUGAAGGUUGCCGAGUACGGCGAGGACGCUAUUCUUGACGUCAUCAGCUCGACCCGGCCGGAUGUGUGCACAGGUGCUGGCGCAGUGCGCACAAUGCAGUUCUCUCCAGCGCCGUGGGACUUUUUGAUCUGGAGCGAGGACCAGGGCCGGGUGUGUAUCGCCGACCUACGGUCCGGGCUCAAAGAGAAGCAGAUACUGACCCUGGACCCGCGAGAAGAGGGACUCGAGAAGCUCGAGAUUGCCGAUUUCGAUCUAACCAUGCCCCCGCCUGUGUCUGACCUCAACAGAGAAGCCGACUUCAUCCGCAGGUACCGGCGCACCCUGGAUUCCGAAGGGACGCAGGCAGCCGUCGAAACUGCCAACGAAUACUUCCAGGCAGACUCGGAGCGACGGCGGGCUCUGCGACGUCUCGGCGUCGUCGAGUCUGACAACGAUCCGCAUGGGCUGUCGUCCGACGAACGGCGGAUCCUGGAGUCACUGCGCACAUCCCGCCAUGCGUUGGAGGCACAGCAGUCUGACGGGGUUCGCCCCAGGAGCAUCAACUACACGACCGCGGGACACGUAGAAGCUGCACGGGAACGGACCGCCGCCCGAGACAUGCCUUCUGAUCUCCUUGACGACCUCCUCUCAGAAAGUCUCCGGCCAACGAAUCGCUCGCUUGGAGAGCGAACGGCGCCUCGUCGUCAAGCCUCGAUCAUCGUCUCCAUCAACGAAGGCACAGUCAAUGUGCCACCCCAUGCACAAGCUAACAUCACCGAUGCUGUCACCACGAGAUCACCAAAUGCGAUGAAUUCGCAAACACGGAAUGAAAUCAUCACCUCGACCGACAACGCGUGGCGCACCAUCCAAGCGGCGCUGGCCACCAACCCAACGCGCACAAGCUCAUCCACCCCGGCUGCCAGCAAUCCGACGGCGCCCGAGCUCCGCAGCGAACUGCGCCGUCUGCGCCAGCUUACACAAGUGCGCGAACGCCUCCGCAACGAACGUGCCAGCCAGCUAUCGAGCGAGGCGUACGAGUUCAGUCUAGGUCUGCGGAGGGUUAGUCGCAGCACGCACGACCCCAGUCAGGGCGUGCGCACGGCGGGUAUCGCGAUGAGCCAGGAUGGGCGAACGCUGUACUGUGGAACGGAAGAGGGCAUCUUCGAAUUCAAGAUGAAUCUGCACGCGCGCAAGGGCUUUCCCGCAAUCAGUCCUCGGUGAGGAGCAAGCAAAAGCUACAGUAAUGGUCGUCUUCAGCAAAAACUCGAGU
Boeremia exigua is the source of this 2402-nucleotide messenger RNA. RefSeq lists its product as uncharacterized. The record is from RefSeq and is a predicted model, not a curated record. Gene Ontology annotation, molecular function: protein binding. Lineage: Eukaryota; Fungi; Ascomycota; Dothideomycetes; Pleosporales; Didymellaceae. The coding region runs from base 272 to 2353 and encodes 693 amino acids. The transcript has 3 exons.